AUGGUCAAAUAUAAUAUCGUCGUUUUCGCAGGAGAUUACUGCGGGCCGGAGGUUACCGCAGAGGCGAUUAAGGUCCUUAAAGUGGUUGAAAAGAAGAGAGACGACAUUGAAUUUAACUUCCAAGAUCAUUUGCUGGGUGGUGCUUCAAUAGACGCUACCGGAACGGCGUUGACGGAAGAAGCCCUUGAAGCUGCAAAGAAUGCGGAUGCCGUGAUUCUUGGAGCUGUCGGAGGUCCAAAAUGGGGGACAGGUGCGGUUCGCCCAGAACAAGGCAUCUUGCGUCUACGAAAGGAGAUGGGAACGUUUGGGAAUUUAAGACCUUGCAAUUUUGCCGCUCCAUCGCUUGUCGAUAUCUCGCCGCUGAAAGCCGAUGUCUGCCGUGAUGUUGACUUCAACAUCGUGAGAGAGCUAACAGGCGGAAUAUACUUUGGGGAACGACGGGAAGACAACGGCGACGGCACGGCAAUGGAUACGGAGCCAUAUUCGCGGCCGGAGAUUGAAAGAAUUACCCGCCUUGCUGGUCACCUUGCGCUGCAGCGUAUUCCCCCGCUGCCUGUCUGGAGCUUAGACAAAGCCAACGUUCUCGCAACGAGCCGGCUGUGGCGCAAAGUGGUGACGGAAAUCAUGGAAAAGGAAUUUCCACAAGUUAAAUUUGGCCAUCACCUCAUUGACAGCGCAGCGAUGUUGAUGGUCAAAGACCCCCGGAAGCUCAACGGUAUCAUAGUUACCAGUAACCUUUUCGGUGACAUUAUCAGUGACGAAGCGAGUGUCAUCCCGGGGUCUCUGGGCUUGUUACCCAGUGCCAGUUUGAGUGGGGUCCCUGAUGGAAAGUCCAAAGUGAACGGAAUUUACGAACCCAUCCAUGGCUCUGCACCUGAUAUCGCUGGAAAAGGCAUUGUCAAUCCAGUUGCUGCCAUCCUCUCCAUGGCCAUGAUGCUUCAAUAUUCGCUGAACCGACCAGUCGAAGCCAGCGCUAUCGAAAGCGCGGUACGCAAUGUUAUUGAAGCAGGGAUUCGCACGGGCGAUAUUGGCGGAAAAGCUAAAACGAGCGAAGUUGGUGAUGCGGUUGCGGCAGAGCUUGAGAGAAUCAUGGAAAGUUGGGAUCAAUAA
Messenger RNA from Uncinocarpus reesii 1704, 1110 nucleotides. RefSeq names its product 3-isopropylmalate dehydrogenase. Bases 1 to 1110 code for a protein of 369 amino acids. Gene Ontology annotation, biological process: L-leucine biosynthetic process. The record is from RefSeq and is a predicted model, not a curated record. Gene Ontology annotation, molecular function: magnesium ion binding; NAD binding; 3-isopropylmalate dehydrogenase activity. The transcript is spliced from 6 exons. Gene Ontology annotation, cellular component: cytosol. NCBI's taxonomy places the organism in Eukaryota, Fungi, Ascomycota, Eurotiomycetes, Onygenales, Onygenaceae.